This is a messenger RNA of Blastomyces gilchristii SLH14081, 1409 nucleotides long. RefSeq names its product fructose-bisphosphate aldolase. Lineage: Eukaryota; Fungi; Ascomycota; Eurotiomycetes; Onygenales; Ajellomycetaceae. The transcript has a single exon. Bases 355 to 1224 code for a protein of 289 amino acids. Gene Ontology annotation, molecular function: zinc ion binding; aldehyde-lyase activity. The record is from RefSeq and is a predicted model, not a curated record. Gene Ontology annotation, biological process: carbohydrate metabolic process.
AGUUAAGUUGCCGGACUCUAGUAGACCCUGACGAGUCCCAGGAGUUAAGUCCUUUGUUUUCCUCGACGUGAACACUAGGUGGGGUGUUGAUAAAUAGCGGAGCUUCAUUCGGGGAUGAAGAUGGGAUGAUAUCAGAGAGCAGUUCUGGUAGUUAUAUAUAACCCCUCACUUCCUACCCCGCUGAUGCUCCUAUACGUAUAUAAAUUCGGGAUAACCUCCUUUCAACUUUUACAUUGGAAAGAGUUUACUUUCUUCUACAACAUUCAAAUUUGUUUUUAAAAUCAUUUAAAAAGUACCGUACCAAAUAUACAAUUCUAGUUUAAAAAAAGCACCCAAUAUAAAAACAUCCCCAAGAUGUCCCUAAAAUCCAACCGCGCCCUCCCCCUCCUCAACGCCGCCGUCGCCGGCAACUACGCCGUCCCCGGAAUCUGCUGCUACAACCUCGAAGGCAUCCUGGCCACCGUCCGUGCCGCCGAAGCCAAACGGUCCCCAGCCAUGAUCCUCCUCUUCCCCUGGGCCAUCGAGUACGCCGGUGGCCUCCUCGUGCAUGCCGCCGCCAGCGCCGCCCGCGCCGCCUCCGUGCCCAUAACGCUCCACCUGGACCACGCGCAGAGCGCCGAGAUCAUCAAGCGCGCGGCAGACAUGCAGCCGCUGACCUUCGACAGCAUCAUGGUCGACAUGAGUCACUACGAGAAGGCGGAGAACGUGGUGCGGACGGCGGAGCUGGUGGCGUACUGCAACGCGCGGGGGAUUGCGACGGAGGCGGAGCCGGGGCGGAUUGAGGGCGGGGAAGACGGGGUGGCGGAUACGGUGGAGGGCGGGUUGGAGGGGCUGCUGACGACGCCGGAGGAGAGUGGGGAGUUUGUGGAGACGGGGAUUGAUUGGCUCGCGCCUGCAUUUGGGAAUGUGCAUGGCGAGUAUGGCCCGCGGGGGAUCCGGUUGGAGUACGACCGGUUAAGGAGCAUUAGGGAUGCGGUGGGGGAUAAGGUCAGGCUUGUGUUGCAUGGCGCGGAUCCGUUUACGAAAGAGAUUUUUAACAAGUGUAUUGAGUGCGGGGUGUCGAAGGUUAAUGUCAAUAAGGUGGUUAAUAGGGAGUAUGUGCGGGUGCAGAGCGAGAAGGCGGGAAAGGUUCCUAUUACUGUCUUGCACGAGGAGGUAACGGCGGCGAUGCAGAAGGCGGUGGAAGGGGUGAUGGAUAUGUUGGAGUCGACCGGGAAGGCGUAGUUAGCGGUUUUUCCAUUAAUAUAUAUAUAUAUAUAUUUUUUUUUCUACUCCAUAGGUAUUGAAUAUAUGGUUAUGACACUGCAUUUUUACAAAUUGAUGAUUCUCCAUAUAUGUACAGAGGUAAAGAAUGGAACAGAAACAAAGAAAACAAAACAACCAACAAAUUGAAAAUAUGUCGACAAAAG